CUAACUUAGUUUAUAGGUCUCUGCACUUAACUCUUGCAAGUUGCUCCAUUAUUUUGUUCUACAGUCUUAGACACGGACUAAGAUUUAUCUUAGUCCGUGGUCUUAGAUAAUAAUGAUUUAUAAAUCCACCAUGAUGAGUUGCAUGGGUUGGUGACAACAAUAAUAUUAUGAUAGAAUAACCAUGAUAGUGUUAUCAGCGCUUAUGAAAUAUUGUCACUUGAAGAUUUAAAAACAAAUAUGAUACCUAUAGAGGUAAGUGAAAUGUGAAUGAGACUUAGGCAGACGUGAAAUCUACGAAACUACGGUUUUUACUUGGUAUUGUUGUCCGUCAUGAUCACGAACAAUGACUGACAAAUAUAUUUGGUCAGUAGUAGCAUGUAUUUUGGUGUCAAGCCUUUGUUCUCAUGCGGCAAUGAAUGCAAAUAUGUCAAGAAAUGACGGCGGAGGAUUUAAAAACGAUUCAUUGCUGGAAAACGACCCAGAGUUGAAUUAUGUUCCUUCUGGGCCGCUGGUCAUGUGCUCUUUCUUGCCAAUAGAGUUCAUUGAAUGUGAGGACCUAGUUGACUUAAAAGGAAACAAGACAAGAGAUGAUACCAUGACGGGCGGUUGUUCUAAGUAUGGAGGUAGUUAUAGAUAUGAAGAUGUAGAGAAAACAACAGUUCAAUGCAUGGUUUUACCUGGUAUAGAAUGUCAUGGUAAUAGAAAAUUCAACAAGAAAGGAUUUCCUUGUGUGAAGUAUGGUGGCUAUUAUUUCCUAACAACUCUUUUGUAUUCAAUUUUACUGGGAUUCCUUGGUAUGGACAGAUUUUGUCUGGGACAAACUGGAACAGCUGUUGGAAAACUAUUGACACUUGGAGGUGGAGGAGUCUGGUGGAUACUGGAUGUCAUAUUGUUGGUCACUAAUCAACUUUUGCCUGAAGAUGGCAGUAAUUGGAAUAUUUAUGUUUAAUUAAAAAAACUGUUUAUUUUUGUAACCUUCAUAAAAUAAAACAACUACUAAUUGUACAAAACA
This is a messenger RNA of Myzus persicae (green peach aphid), 1012 nucleotides long. RefSeq names its product TM2 domain-containing protein CG11103 (gene amrt). The transcript is spliced from 5 exons. NCBI's taxonomy places the organism in Eukaryota, Metazoa, Arthropoda, Insecta, Hemiptera, Aphididae. The coding region runs from base 344 to 949 and encodes 201 amino acids. The record is from RefSeq and is a predicted model, not a curated record.